GAGAGAGAGAGAGAGAGAGUACGGUUUGCCAUUUAAACGUUUGAAAAGAUUUUUUGAAUGAAAAAUAAUGAAUGAAAAAUAUCUAAAUAUUCAUCAUUCAUUUGUAAACUGUUCCAUAAUAAAUUUUAAUUUUUUAAUUGGCCGUAUUAUUAAACGAUUUAUGUUUCUUACGCAACGUAAUACUAUUAGAAAUGUUAUACUCGUUGAUUGUUCGCAAUACUCGCACAUCGAAUUAAUCUCUAUUAUCAACUCUUAACCUUUAUUUAAAUGGAGUAAGGAAAAGAAGAACUGAGGUCAAGGAAUUUAUCACGACGAACGUCGCAGAAAGAAAUAAUGAGAUAAUAUUCGCGGACUGAAAAAUAAAUAAAUUAAUUUAUCAUUCUUUUUACUGUUACCAAAUAUUUUUCAGUUUGAUAGUCAUAUAAAUCUCAAAGUCUUUUAUAAGAAGGAAAAUGAAAAAGAGACACAGAGGGAGAGAGAGAGAGAGAGAGAGAGAGAGAGAGGAGAGAGAAUAUAAAAGAGGAAGCAAAUAAUCACAAACAGGUUCACGUAACCUGAAAUAAUAAAGGAUGUCACCGAUGAUGAUAAAUCUAGUUCGUAAAAAAGAGAGACAAAAAAAAAUAGAGAAAGUAAAGAAAAAGAAACAAACAAAAAUAAACAAAAAAAAAAAGAAAAAAAGGAAAAAGAAAGAGCACGCGCUUUUAUGAAAUAAAAGCACACGAUGCCACGGAUCUCGGGAUCUAGAUCACCAUCAGGUGACUCCACAAAAGAUAACAGCCAUACUAUUUCUUUGGUCUAUCGAUCUGCUUAAGUCGUUUAAUCGUAAAGUAACGAUAGGGGUGUUCUGACAGCAGGAGACAGGGUGCAAUAAUAAAUUAGAUAGCUAAGUGAAAAGAUGGUAAGUACUUUCGUGACUAACAAAAAUUGUCAUUUUCUAGGGCAACGUUGUGACGUUAUAGACGAUGAAAAAAGAUCCCUCGACAUUUUUUUCUUUCAAACAUUAAAGUUCUUAAUUUUUGGUUAUAAAUCGAACAUUCUCUGUUUUCCUUCAUUGUCGGAUCGUCAUAUGUCUAUGUUUAUCUUCAAACAUGACAAAUUUAUUAUUACAUUCUUUUCUUUUGAAUGUUGCCGGCAACGUUUUUAUCCCUAAUGGAAGUUACGAAAAAACGAUCGACACUACGUUAAACAUCUUAAUGUCCUGUAGUCCAGUGACCGAAAAUAAAUUUCUAUUCGCCGGCGAAUAUACCGACGUUUUAAUUAAUCAUCGCCAUUUUUUCGGACGAACUACAAUAGCCCUAGUGGCAGAAUCCAAAAAUUCGACUUUCGAUCCGUUCACUUUGGCCCAGUAUUCAUUUUUUAUUUACAAACAAACGUAUCAGAAGUUCGUAAAAUUUCUUUACAGACUUCGUAUAUUCGUCGUGAUUACUUCCUCCCAACCGAUUCUUAAAUUGACCUUGAAAAGAAUAAAGGAAACUACGUGGGCUAAUAACAACGGAUAUUAUAUUCUAAUAGAUAAGAAGACAGCGGAACGUGGUUGUGAUAACGCUAAAUCGUAUCUUUGGACAGCUUGGCAAUUUGAUUUUUUAUAUUCGAUCUUUAUCUGCGUUGAUCCUGUCAAAGGUGUUCUACUUUAUUCUUACGAUCCUUAUACAGGUGAAACGUCAAAUAAUUGGAAGGAGAUCGAAAGAAUAUCUGGACGUAAUGGACAUCCUUGGCUUUUACUUCAAAAGAGAUAUGACAAUGAAUCAACAAUUUGUGAAUUUAAAGAAAUUAAUCGAGUCAAUACAUUUCAUGGUUACGAAGUAAGAUUGUGCGCGACAAAUACACCACCAUUUUUAUAUAUACGGAAAAAUAUCACCGGAUUGGAUAGAUUUAAAGGAUAUGACAGCUUGAUAGUACAAACGAUUCUUAAAAAGCUUAACACUACUAUGAAUAUAACGGUAAAGGAUCUUAUGUUAGGUGGUAUCGAUAAAUAUGGAAGUAUGACAGACUUGUUACAAGAAGUUGCAAAUGGUAUUUGUGAUGUAGGAAUGAAUUCCAGAAGUUUCACCAUGAUGUGGCAUCUGAGUUAUACCUAUCCACACGAUGAAUCUGGUUUAUGCGUUAUGUCUCAAGCAAGUAUCGAAGUUCCGGAGUUAAGAAAAUUUAUGAUACUUUUGACGCAACCCUUUAUGUUAGGCAUGAUGAUAUUCUGCAUAAUUACUCUUCUGAUCAUGACGAAAAUCGAUGGAUUCUUUGACGCCUUUUUAAAUGUAGAACGUUUGGUAGUAUGCGUCGCCAUAUUGCGCCCGCCAAAAAUAAAUUCUUAUAGAAUUUAUAUCUGUAUGAUAUUUAUACUCUCCUUAACCGCAAAUGCCGUUUUUCAAAGUCAAUGGUAUACAUUAUUAAUGGUGCCUCAAUUCUAUUCGAACAUUGACACUUACGAUGAUCUUAAGGGUUCUGGACAUGAUAUAUACGGGACUAUAAGUUUCAAAGAUUUGGUCGGUGAGGAGUUGGAAUCUCGUUUUCAUGAAUCAUCUUAUUCUGAUUGCUUUGAAAUAGUUAAAAAUACAAGCAACUCUGUAUGGAUAUCGGAAUGUCUUAAUAUACAUUAUAGAUUAAUAAACGAAACAAAUCUGUACAUUUCGAAAUCUAAAGUAAGGGAAUUCGUGGCUUCGUUCAUAGCGAGAGAAAAUUGGCCGAUCUUCAAAACGUUCAAUAAACAUUUGCAAAGAUUAGUUGAAGCUGGUCUGGUCUCUAUGUGGAAAAAGCAAACUAUCGCGUUUUUGCAUCAACAAAUGCAAUUGAAAAUAAUGAGCUCGACCGAAUUUAAAGUGCUUAAAUUUAAACAUCUUGAUUUUAGUUUUUACAUACUUGCAAUAGGCAAUGCUUUUGCUAUUUUCGUUUUUCUCGUGGAAUUGAUGGUCUAUCGAUAUCGUGACAAUAUCAAUGGGAUAAUUAAAAAGAAUCGUUUGUUGAGAUCAAAUCGUGCUAAUUGUUUCAAACAAGUUCCGUCGAUAUAAAUAUUAAAAUUUUACUUAUUACCUUUAAUCGUGAUGUUUCAAAUUGAUUCUUUUUUUCUUUUUCUUUUUUUCUUUUUUUUUUUUUUUUCUUUUUUUAAUGAUCUAUACAGACAAAAUGGUAAAAGCAAUCGUGCUACAAUUUUAUCGAUCUUCUUUCGUGGAAUAAUUGCGACGUUAUUGUUAAGCUUUCAUAUUAUCAUGUAUUAUCUCUGAAGAUCCAUAUGUAAUACUUACUUGUGAAAUUAUCCAUUGAAUAAAAUUUUUUUUCACAAAACUAUAAUCGUUACAAUACAUAAUCAUCCUACAAUUCGAUCGAUUUCCUUAAAUAAAAUAAUAAUUGCAGUGCCAACGUAAUAACAAAUAUCUAAAGAUUUUAAUGUAUAAUAUGUAUUUGUAAAAUUGGAU
Vespa velutina is the source of this 3407-nucleotide messenger RNA. RefSeq lists its product as uncharacterized. Lineage: Eukaryota; Metazoa; Arthropoda; Insecta; Hymenoptera; Vespidae. The transcript has 6 exons. The record is from RefSeq and is a predicted model, not a curated record. The coding region runs from base 1089 to 3002 and encodes 637 amino acids.